AUGUUGCUAACUUCAGCAGCUUAUCAAUGCGUAUUUAAAACAACUACAAAUGGGCGUUUUAAAGGUGUACCUACUCCCAUGGGAGUAGAAAAAAUUAUUUAUAGAUCCCCUUUGAAGGGAGGCUAUCCUGCCAAAUUAAAGAAAGUCCUGAUAGUGACGGCGCCCCUAUGGUUUAAGGCUCCGUUUAAAAUUUUGCGCCUGUUCGUGAGAGAAAAGCUCAGAGAACGCGUGUACACCGUUUCGGUAGCGCAGCUCCUCAACCACAUACCCAGGGAGUCGUUGCCGACGCAGCUGGGUGGUUCUUUGAUUUUGGACCAUCAUGCCUGGUUGUUGCACUGCGUACAGUCAAUGAACACCCGCCCGGAUUCGCCCUUAGUUAACUACGGGCAGGAAGACGAAAGUCGUUAG
Brassicogethes aeneus is the source of this 408-nucleotide messenger RNA. Lineage: Eukaryota; Metazoa; Arthropoda; Insecta; Coleoptera; Nitidulidae. The record is from the annotation of a GenBank genome assembly.